Cucumis melo (muskmelon) is the source of this 4523-nucleotide messenger RNA. RefSeq names its product two-component response regulator ARR2-like. The coding region runs from base 1976 to 3994 and encodes 672 amino acids. The record is from RefSeq and is a predicted model, not a curated record. Gene Ontology annotation, cellular component: nucleus. The transcript is spliced from 8 exons. Lineage: Eukaryota; Viridiplantae; Streptophyta; Magnoliopsida; Cucurbitales; Cucurbitaceae. Gene Ontology annotation, biological process: cytokinin-activated signaling pathway; phosphorelay signal transduction system; regulation of DNA-templated transcription. Gene Ontology annotation, molecular function: DNA-binding transcription factor activity; DNA binding.
AUCCAACUCUCUUAACAUUCCUCGGGUUCCCGAAUUUUCUCUCGUCGAAGAUAUUCAUCCAUGCUGUUUCGCGCCAAUCUUCCUGCGUUUCAAGCAGAGGACACAUCUUCGUUGUAUCUUCUCAGAAAUGGUGCUUGUGGAGCCGCAGUUAGAAGAUGAAGUCUGUAAGGUGAAUGGGCUUAUUUAUGGUGCCAUGCAUUAAUCGCACAGGAAAAAAGGAAAGGGUUAGAACUAGAAAGGAUGGGAGCCAAAGAGAUCUUAUCCUCCACGAAGUCGAAAUGACAGAUGGCCGCUGAGGGAAGCACAGGUAGAUGAAUGGGUAAAGCAUAUAAUAAUCAAAAGGCUUGUCAGAGACAGCGGAGGGCAACUUGACGGGUAGCUUUGCCCAAUUAUUUAUUUAUUAUUUUAAAAACUAUAUCAUUAUUAUUAUUCAUAUUAUUUCAUAAUUGACAGAGACAGACAACCUUCUCUCACUUUGCAAGCCCUGCUUCUUGGGUUCUUCUCUUCACAGGGAUGAUUCCCCUUUGGAGCACGUGGAAUUUAGGUUUUUUUUAUUGUUAUUAUUGUUUACUUUUUCUUAUUAUUGCCAUUUAGUUUUGCUUUUGCUGACUCUAGUUAUAUUUUAAUAGAUUCGACUUUUAUAUAUCAAGGACGAUUGACUUACUAGAUGGAGUUAGUAAGUUUGAGAUCAAUUUAUUAAACUUAGUAUGAAGGGUAGACUUGUAAGAUUAAGUUACAGUUUAUUACAAAAAUUAUAGAUAAAGGAGAACAUUGAAUUCCUUGUUAUAGGUGAAUAGUAUAAAAAAGUAAGAAGAUGAAGUUGAGCUUAAUGGUAUUUGCUACUAGUACUAAAAAAAAUGGUAUUUGUUGUUGAUCUUGAACCGUUUAAUCAUAACUUAGAAAGUUGGUGUGUCAAACGGCUCCAAAGUUUAUUGUUCUUUUGCUUCUUUUUUUCUUUAUCUAUACAAUUUCAAAUGCAUGAGUAAAGUUUUAAUUUUUGUAUCACACAAGUCACUUAUGAGAUAUUCAACACUUCAUGAAUCAGUACAUAUAUACAUAAAAUUAAAAUUUGUGCCUAAAAUUGUUCAUCACUUUUUUUAAAAUAACAAAAUAAACAAGGGUCAAGGGCAUAUAGACAGAAAUUGUUAGUAUUUGAAGAGUCAUUUGUGUAAAAUUGAAAGAAGUUUUUAAAAAAGUUUUAAAAUCUAUUUGAUACAAAAGCUUUUAAAAGGAAUGGACUAAACUUGUAAUUUAAAGUUUCUAAAACUAAGGUUGAGAAAGGAAGCUGAAAAUUGAUCUCCUCGUAAUGGUGCAAGUGGCUGUCAUUGUAGCAUAGCAACUCCAAGUAAACAACCCUCAAAUUCGAUCCUCAACCUUAUCGAAUUUGAAAGAAUAUUAAUUUUUGCUCAUCACCAUCUGUGUCAGAUAUCCAUCCUCUAUGAAAAUUUUGUUUAAUUUUCAAAAAGCUCACUUCUUUUUGUGGAUUAUUGUAUAUCUUGUUAUCUCGAGUUAAAGUCCUGUGUUGAAGAAGCCUUUAGCCAAUGGAUUUGACUGUUAAAAGUAAGGCAUUUGUAGGUUUUGCUCUCUGUUUAUAGCGGAUAAAGUGGACUGCAGUGGAAGAAAGCAGAAAACAGUUCAACUAUUGGAGGAAAAAAGCCAGGUUAGGAGAGAGAAAACUCCCAUAAUAGAGAGAGAAACAAAAAUUGGGUUCAUGGGUUCUUCAAGGAGCAAGCCAUUUUUAUGAGUAGGCUAUAGAAAUAGAAACCCCCUUGAAAUCAAAUCAAUCUGAGAAUUUCAUCUUCAAGUAGUGAAAGAGUUCUUGUCUUUGGUUUCUGGUUCAGACGGCUCCAAUUAUUCUUUUAUUAGAAAGUCAGAUUCUGAUGGGUUUUGUAAAUUGGGGAAUCUCUCUUCUGAAGGUGUAGUCUUUUGGUUUCUUUAGCUCUGUUUUGCUUGUGGGAACUUUGAGCCUUGUGGAAUGGAUCUCAGCCACAUGAAGGGAUCGAUCCCGACACCGACACCGACACCGACGCCGACUUUAAUUUCUGCUAGAAAAGCCACGGAUAUGGGUUCUGAUCAGUUUCCGGCGGGUCUUCGGGUUCUGGUUGUAGACGACGAUCCUACCUGUCUCAGGAUCUUGGAAAAGAUGCUUCAGAAUUGCUGCUAUGCUGUGACGAAAUGCAACCGAGCGGAGAUUGCUCUAUCCAUGCUUCGUGAGAACAAAAAUGGUUUUGAUAUUGUCUUAAGUGAUGUGCAUAUGCCUGACAUGGAUGGAUUCAAGCUUCUAGAGCAAGUUGGGCUGGAGAUGGAUUUGCCUGUCAUCAUGAUGUCAGCUGAUGAUGGGAAGAAUGUUGUGAUGAAAGGAGUGAUUCAUGGUGCUUGUGAUUACCUUAUCAAACCUGUUCGGAUUGAAGCACUCAGGAACAUAUGGCAACAUGUAGUUCGGAAGAGAAAGACUGAAUGGAAGGAUUUAGAGCAAUCCGGUAGCGUGGACGAGGGAGAUCGAGAGCAAAAUCUGUCUGAAGGUGCAAAUUAUUCAUCUUCGGCAUAUGAAGGAAGUUGGAACAGCUCGAAGAGGAGGAGGGAUGCAGAAGAAGAGCCCGAGGAGAGGGACGAUACAUCAACUUUAAAGAAGCCGAGGGUGGUAUGGUCAGUUGAGCUCCAUCAACAGUUUGUUGCCGCAGUUAAUCAGCUAGGCAUUGACAAAGCUGUCCCUAAGAAGAUAUUGGAGUUGAUGAAUGUUCCAGGGCUUACUAGAGAAAAUGUUGCCAGUCAUCUUCAGAAAUAUCGCUUAUAUCUUAGAAGGCUUAGUGGAGUAUCUCCACAUCAAAGUAAUUUGAACAAUUCUUUUAUCAACCCCCAAGACCCACCUUUUGGAUCAAUGGGUUCAUUCAAUGGGAUCGAUCUUCAGACGCUUUCGGUCACUGGCCAACUCUCGCCACAAAGUCUUGCUGCCCUCCAAGCAACAGGACUUCGUAGGCCUACCGCGAAAUCUAGCAUAUCCAUGGCCCUUGUUGAUCAGAACAAUAUAUUCAGCUUUGAAAAUCCAAAAUUGAGGUUUGUUGAGGACCAAACACAACACCUAAAUAAUAGUAAACCAGUAAACUUGUUUCAUGAGAUUCCAACAAAAAUUGAGCCAAAGCAGCUUGGAAAUAUUCAGCACUCCUCUGUGCAGCCUCAGGGGAACAUAAACAUGCAACUCAAUAUCAAGAGCGAACAUAGUGGAACUCAACUAAUGCAUUUGUCUCAACAACAAACUCUAGGCCACUCUCCUGCUAGCCACUUACCCAGAAUUCCAUCAACACUAAGGAAACCGAUCAUAUCAGGUAGUGUUACAAGGGGAAAUGGGACUACUGAUAAUAGCCACAGGCCUGGAUACAACCUAGUUUCACCAACAUCGGUGAUGGUGAACUAUCCAAUGAGCCAAACCACAGAAUUGUCUAACAAUUAUUCUCUUCAGAGCAAUUCAUCUGUAUCUACCUUGAACUGUAAAGGGGUGUUUCAAGAAGAGAUUAGUUCAGAUCUAAAAGUUUCGGGCGGACUAAUGUCAAGUUAUGAUGUUUUUAGUGACUUGCCCCUGCAGAAAUCCCAUGACUGGGAUUCUCAAAAUGUUAACACCUUGGCCUUUGGUACUUUUCACCAUGGGAACUUCAUGCAGGAUAGCUUUGAUAUCUCACCCUCCACUUUAAUUCAUCAUGGUUUUCCUUCAAGCCAAAUGAAUGGACAAAAUCAAAAUUCAUCAGUCGUUGGAAAGACUAUGUUUUCCUUUUCGGAUUUGACUCAACCCGAGAAUCCUCAAAAUAUUGCCCAAAACUCGCUUCUCGAUCCUGUGGAGGUCAAAUCUCAGAAAAUCCCCGAUGCAAACUAUCAAACUGACCUCUUAUCCGAUGACUUUGGCCAGGAUGAACUUCUUGGUGUCUUUCUCAAACAACAGCAACAAGGAGACGAUGGAUCGGUCGACUUUAGCGGGUACCAAACAGAGAAUAUUUGUGUUUAGAUGAUUUCUUGCUUUAGUUCCUCAUUUGGCUGCAGCUUCAGAUACACUUUGUUGUAACUUUAUAGAUCAAAGUCCUCCCACAUUAGAUGACAAAGGUAGUUCAUCAUUCUUGUCAACAAUUCCAUCGUGAAUAGUAUGCUUAGCUAGUUGAACCUUGGAAAUGUCAGAUUUCUAUGCAAGCCUGAAGCAAUCUUCCUCAGAAUGCUUACACGAAAGAUGCAAGGUGCAAAUCUUACUCGGACUUCGGUUGACAUCUAAUGCCCGAAGCGAUUUAUUUUAGGACGAGUGUGAAACUGUUUGUUUGUAACGGGCACAUCGCUCGAUUGUCGUCGAUGCAAGGCUCAGCUCAGCUCCAUUGCAUCUGGAACCAUUUAGGAGAUUUCUCAUCUCUCUAAUUACACUUUAAGAAUGGUUUUAUUUAAACCCCCAUGAAAAAUCAUCAACUUCGAUGUAAAUAUUCUUGUUUGAUUGAGACAAAUGUGUGCAUAAUUUCUUGAGUUUGUUAAAAAAGAAAUUCUUCUUCUUGGCA